AUGCACAGAAAUUUAUUUUUGCAGACGAAUCCCAUUUCAACAGAGAACAAGCGAUGGAAAUCGAACCAUCCCGAAGCAUCGCGGCACACAGGCACCAUUCCUGGGCUGGAUCGUUUCGACGCACAAUUCUUCAAGGUCCACUACAGGCUCGGUACCAGUAUGGAUGCCAUGUCCAGGAAAAUCCUAGAGCAAACUUAUCAGGCUCUAUAUGAUGCUGGUCUAAACCCCGAUCAAUUGAAUGGAAAGAAAAUAGCUGUAUUCAUCGGUGCAUGCUUCUCAGAGACUGAGAAAGCUUCCUUCUAUGUAGCCAGUGUGAGGACAGGCUUUGGUAUUCUCGGCUCUUCUGGAGCUCUCACUCAGGCGUAUCAGGCUCUAACGAGAGGUGAUUGCGAGGCGGCUAUCGUGGGUGGUGCUAAUUUGUUCAUGCAUCCACAAUCCUCAAUACACACUGGCAGGAUUGUAGCUAACUGUCCAGAUGGCAAGACUAAAUCUUUCGAUGAUAAAGCCGAUGGGUGUGUUAAAUCUGAAGCUAUCCAAGUAAUAUUUUUACAAAAGGCGAAAGAUGCCUUAAGGACUUAUGCGGAAUUGGUACAUAUUAAAAACGAUUAUAUACAGAUGACCGCUGACCACGGAUUUUAUAGAGAUCCAAUUGUUUUAAAUAAGUUCUUGAAAAACUUUUACGAUGAAGUCCGCAUUCCUCCUGAAGAUGUGGAAUAUGUGGAAGCUAUGGGAGCAGCUAUACCAGAUGCAGACAAAGCAGAGUUAGAAUCAAUUGCUGAAGUGUUUUGCAAAAACAGAAUAAACCCUUUGUUGGUUGGCAGUGUGUUUUCUAACAUCGGAUACUCAGAGGCUUCUUCAGGACUAUGUUCCUUAAUGAAGGUAUUAUUGGGAUACCACACUGGCAAAAUCCCGGCAAACCUGCACUGCUCGAGCCCGCGCAGCGACGUGCCCGCGCUGCAUGACGGCAGGAUGCGCGUCGUCACCGAGAACGAGCCGUUCCGACGCGGCUACGUGGCCAUCAACAACCACUCCAUCACAGGGUGUACCGCUCACAUGUUGGUCGCUGGCAGGUGUUUGAAAGCAUAUUAUCUAUUUGUUCCUCGCUUUAAAGAUACUAAUGCGGAACAAAAGACAGUGACUUUGACGGAGAAUUGCGAGUAUUUCGACGACGCGCGCCGCCCGCUGUGGUUCGUGUACAGCGGAAUGGGCUCCCAGUGGGCCGGCAUGGGCACCCAGCUCAUGCGCAUACCCAUCUUCGCUGCUGCCAUUGAAAGAUGCCAGCGAGCUCUCGAACCGAAAGGGAUUGACUUAGUCCAUAUCAUAACUUCUACUGACAAGAAAAUCUUCGACAACAUACUUCACUCGUUUGUUGGUAUCGCUGCCGUACAGAUCGGACUAACGGAUGUUCUCCGGGAGCUUGGACUGGUACCUGAUAAAAUUAUCGGUCACAGUGUCGGUGAGCUCGGUUGCGCGUACGCUGAUGGUUGUUUCACCGCUGAGGAAAUGAUUCUAUCCGCUUACAGCCGUGGACUUGUCUCAAUCCAGACACCGUUCAUCCGCGGAUCGAUGGCUGCAGUUGGUAUCGGCUAUCAAGAUAUCAAGGACAUGCUUCCUCCUGAAAUCGAAGUAGCUUGCCAUAAUUCGUCAGAGUCCAGCACCAUAUCGGGACCCGCAGACUUGAUGAGGGAGUUUGUGGCGAGUCUCUCCUCCAAAGGAAUAUUCGCGAAGGAAGUGCCGUGCUCCAACAUUGCGUAUCACUCCCGUUACAUCGCUGAGGCUGGACCUGGGUUACUGCAAUACUUGUCCGAAGUAAUUAAGACGCCAAAAAAGCGGAGCGACCGAUGGGUGUCGACUUCGGUACCAAGAGAUAUGUGGGAUAAACCAGCUGCUCAAACAUCUUCUGCCGAAUACCAUACUAACAACUUACUGAAUCCAGUACUUUUUGAAGAAACAGCCCAUUUAAUUCCAUCUAACGCGGUGUUAGUGGAAAUAGCCCCCCACGGUCUGCUGCAAGCUAUUUUGAAGCGUUCCUUACCAGUCUCGUGCAAACACAUCCCGCUCACCCGCCGAGGACAUCCAGACAAUGCAUUAAUGGUGCUGGAAAGCAUUGGCAAAUUAUUCAUGGAAGGAUAUCACCCUAAAGUAAAUGUGUUAUAUCCAAAGAUAGAGUUCCCAGUUUCAACAGAAACACCGAUGAUGUCGCAUCUUGUAGAAUGGGCCCAUAAUGAAAAAUGGCCUCUACCUCUAUAUGUUGCUGCACAUAGAAAAAUUGCUGCUGCUGCCAAAUAUGUGGUUUGUCUUCAUGAUCCCGAGCACAAUUACUUGAGAAAAACGGUUUAUCCAUUCUCGGCGGCGUUGGUUGCUGUUUGGGAUACUGUGGCGAUGUACUCAAAUAAACCUAAAAAGGAACUAUCUGUGACUUUCCGUGACAUUCAGUUCUUCGCUCAGCCUGUUUUUAACGAAAACAGGCCUCUGAUGAUCCACGUGGCGAUACACAGAGGGGAAGGUCGCUUUGAAGUCACGGAAGGAAAUUCAAUAAUAGCUACGGGAUAUAUUAAUGAAGGCCUAAAAGAUGUAUGUAGCACUCCCGAAGAAAUAGAAGAAAAAAAUAUGACGUUAGAUAGCAACGACGUAUAUCAAAUUCUUUUUGAACGUGAAUUUUCAUAUGGAGGUGUGUUCCGUAGUAUAUAUGGUGUUGAUGACACUCUCACGGAGGCUAAACUACUUUGGGAUAGUAACUGGGUAUCUUUAAUUGACGGCAUGCUCCAGAUGAAUAUUUUGAGACAGAAACAUGACGCUGUCUCCAAACCUUUGGGAAUAAGAAAGAUGUGUAUCGAUAUCCAACAGCACAAUAUAGCAAAACCGGAUAAUUUCCUUACAGCUAAUGUAGAUGAAAUAUCAGAUAAGACAAGGUAUUGGCAAAAAUUGUUUGAUAGUGAAAGUUUUUAGCAAAUUUAAGAUUUGGACCGAGUUUUGGUCGUUUUAAGAAUCACGAGGAAUUGAACUUUGUUACAUCAUAGCCAUCAACGGUAUUACUUUUGUCAUUAUUCAACAUUUUAAAGUCCAUAUACGGUGAAGUAAUAUAUAUGGUUAACAAUGAUGAUACUCACUGGCCAAAACCAUCUGUUCUGUAUUUUAUUAUAAGUAGUGCCUUCGUUGUUUCGGGUUUCCACAAUAUAUAAGUACUUUAGCUACUUCAUUUAGGGAUAUGUGAUGCUAUCUUAUAUUUAUUUAUUUUAUUUGUUAUCAGUGGUCACAUGAUGUUUAAUAUUAUAAUGUCAUAUUUUUAUGAAAUAUUGUAUGUUCAUAUUCUUCUAUAACGACAUGUUUGCCUAUAGAUCGUAACCGUAAUUAUAUAUAAUUCUUUUCAACUUUGUCGAAGUGCUUUGUUUAUAUAUUCCUGAUUUUUUUAAAUCAAUUUAUAAAAAUGCAGCUUUUUAAAAGAUAAAUUCAACCACAAUCACUAGUCUGUCGAUAAAAAUAAAAAUUAUUAAAUUAAAACACCAACACAUAUUAGUGGUCAGCUAUAAUUUCAUAAUCAUCAUGUUCUUGAGAGUAACUAGUUAAACUAUGCUAAUUUAGAAGCUUGUAUAAUAAUGCUAAAUUAAUUUUCAGAUGUGGAGGAAUCACAAUGGAAAAUAUCAAAUUUAAUAAUGUACCACAGUCAAAUACAGAUCAAACUAUUUUAAGAAGUCUACAAUUCGUUCCUCAUUUUAACCUUUCACCGGGUGAUGUGAAAUCGUCAAUUGAGGUGUGUCUUCAAAUAGUAUCUGAAAACGUCAAUAAAAAAGUUUUAAAUGUAAUAGAAAUUGUAAGUAGUACAGAGAGAAGUACUAUUUUUGAUGAUGUUGGGAAAUAUAAUUUACCCGAUCUGGAAGUCGCCUCACGUCGUCUUAACUUGAAGGAUGUAACGCGAGAGUUAUUGAAAAAUAUUGAUUUAAUAUUAGUCCAAAGUCUUGCUGUGGAUGACAAAGUAAGUCAUAUUAAUGUCAAUAUCUAAAAAAAGAUAUAUGUUAAACAAUCAAUUAUAUAAAUGAAAUAAAUUAUAUAACGAUCGAUUCUACCAUUUUUGUUACAGAUGUGCGAGUUCCUGCAUGCGGUUUUGAGAAACAAUGUUUUCAUUUUAAGUGCAGAAGAAAACUGUCAGGAUUUCACAAGUACUAGGUCAUCCAAUAUUUAUCGCGUAAUAGCGUCACAAAAUGCUUGUGGCGUUAUGCUAAAUCUAUUAAUAUGGCGAUUGACUUCACCAACGUCGACAACAGCACUUACAAUAAGAACACAGAGUGAUUUAGCGAUGCUCUCUUCAACGAGAAACUGUUUGCCACCUAACCAUAAGCUAUUGGUGUUAACUUCCUACCCACCAGUACCGGGUGUCAAAGAAUUAGUUAAACUCUGGAGGAAAGAAGCAGAACGCAAUAAUAUUUACUUAGUCAUGGUAAAUCAUAGCAAAGUUGAAGAUCACAAUUUAGUUGAACUGCCAGAAUUGGAACUAGGAAUCAACGUACUUGACGAUGGUGUAUUGGGUGGAGAGUAUUAUGUACCACUGAAAGGUAAACAAAUAGCGUCUCCUUAUUUUAGUUUACGAAGUAGGAGUGUUGGUGAUCUGAAUUCUCUUACUUGGAUUGAAACAAAGGAGCCUGUUGCAUCUGGAAUUCCUGUUACGGUCAGUUGAAAGCCUUAAUAAUCCAAUAAAAUUAUUUAAAAAUCCAUCUAUGAACCUAUCGCAAACAAUUGAUACUGGAUUUGGUAUGAGUUCAUUUGAAUUUAAAAUACAUUUUAGGUUCAGUACGCUGCACUGAAUACUGUGGACUCAAUGAUAGCCACUGGAACAUCUGGUAAGAAGAAGGAAACUGAUCUUGCUAAAAUUUCUUAUGGGAUGGACUUUAGCGGUGUCAACGAAAGGUAAUUAUAUAAUAUGAACUUAUAAGCAAGUUAAUGAAAAUUAAAUCCUAGAUUUAUAAUAUCAUAUCUAAUAUGUUGCGG
Diatraea saccharalis (sugarcane borer) is the source of this 4983-nucleotide messenger RNA. NCBI's taxonomy places the organism in Eukaryota, Metazoa, Arthropoda, Insecta, Lepidoptera, Crambidae. The record is from the annotation of a GenBank genome assembly.